Pocillopora meandrina is the source of this 2495-nucleotide messenger RNA. NCBI's taxonomy places the organism in Eukaryota, Metazoa, Cnidaria, Anthozoa, Scleractinia, Pocilloporidae. The record is from the annotation of a GenBank genome assembly.
AUGUUACCAGCGACCUUCUCACGAAAGACUCAGAGCCUCUUGCAGAAAACUGUUUCACUUGGAAGAAAAGUUUUCUACGUUGCGUCGAGGAACAAAGAGAUGCGAUUCAGAGGGAGUAGAUCGCUUGCGAUUUCCGUAGCAUCUUUUACCCUUGGAUGUGUUGUUACCCAUUUUUUAUGUUCGUAUGACGAUUUACCCAUAAGGCUGGAAACGAAUGAAGCAUUGGAAGCUGUGUUAAACGAUCCUUCUCCGUCGAUUUUCAACCUGGAAACUACUAAGCCGGAACUUUUCCACCCGCCUGAGACUGUGAAUACUCACGAGGAAAAUGAUCAGCCAGUUACGACAGCUCCGAAACCAACCUUACCCCCCUACCCACCGUUGUUAAACAGAACAGCAGUAGUUCUUACUCCUUCCACCUGCAAUAAAGAAACCUUUCUUAUUAUAAUUAUUGUCUGCUCCAGCAAGGAUUUCGAAGCGCGAAAGGCUGUGAGAUCUUCUUGGGGUAAAACCAUAUCAGAAGUGAAACGUUUUAAUUCUAAUUCCACCUAUGAACAGUUUCAAGUUUUCUUCGUGAUCGGAAGCGACGAAAUAAACGACGAAAGAGUCGAAGAGGAAUCGCAACGUUACGAUGAUAUUAUACGUGGUAAUUUCAUGGACACCUAUGCGCAAAUAAAUGAGCUCCACACGGUGAAGACCCUUUUGGGGCUUAAAUGGGCCACCACGAUAUGUGACCCACAGUACGUAUUGAGAGUCAACGCCGAGUCUUUCGUUAACGUUCAAGAGACCAUUGGAUGGCUGCAUUCAUUAGGCAGUGACAGUGAGUUAAAGCAUAGGGAAGGUUUGUAUACAGGGCAUCGCCACACCUUGUCCUCUGGUGGAGUGAAAGUGAUUAGAAACCCUCUCAGUCCUUACUUCAUCCCAGAAGACCAAUGGUCCGAUGAUCUCCUUCCAAGUUACGUGUCAGGAGUUGGUGUCGUCCUCUCGCGGGAUGUUGCUGAAAAAAUGGUGCACACUGCCUCGGAGGUAAUCUAUCAUUCUCCCUCGAAUUUUUAUGAUUUCUUUGUGUUACUGUUGACACAUCGUUUCUAAGGACAGAAGAAUUUGUAAGUAUGACAAAAGUGGCACAAAAGCGUUGUCACGCUCAUCCUUUCCUUCGUCACAACACAGUUUUAUUCUAAAUAAUUUGUCUACCAUGUAUUACUUUUUUUUUCGACGAAUUCAUUAAAUUAAUAAAAUGAAUAAGUAUGCUAGAGGAUUUGUUGCGGAGAGAACUGUGCGCUCAUUGACCAAAGCAAAGGGCUGGACGGGAAACUGUUGUGAAACUUGUGGUCAAUGACGUACACAGGCGGCCCAGGCUCCAACUGUGGGAUGAUCAUCUUGCGAAAUGUAAGAGUCAUGGCAAAAUUUUGAGAGUUUGCACGGGAAUAUUUACGACCGCUCUUAGGAAUAAUAAAAAAAAUACAGUCAAAUUCUCAAUAAAAACACCUCACCUUACUUCCACAGUGCAUCACUUGUUAUCUCAGGCUGACCGCCCACUAUGAUGAAAAGAACCCAUUUUAGCGAGUUAUCGAUUUCUAGGUUUACUCCGUACAUAAGAGAAGCAUGUGUACGUAGUAAACCUAGAAAUGGGUAACUCGCUAAAAUUGGUUCUUUUCAUCAUAGUUAGCGGUCAGAUAACAAGCGAUGCACUGUAGAAGUAAGGUGGGGUAUUUUUAUUGAGAAUUUAACGGUGCGGUUCUGUACGGAUCAAAUGACAAAAACUCUCAUAGCAUUGACCAGAUCCAUUACGACACAGGGCGCAGGAUUGCUUUGAACCAGCGCACUUGCUAGCCUUCCGUGUCUACACCUUCCCUAAUAGCAUAUCUAUUUCCACAACUCAGAGGCGAAUCCAGGGGAAGAGGGGUUUUUUGUUUUCUAAAUGUAAGUCUAGAUCCCCCCCUUCCCCCCGUAUUCGCUCAUGCCACCUUAUUUCGUUACCACGCAUGCCACAUAAUUUCAAAUCUAAUUUUUUUGUUUUUUAUACGUUUUUUUUUAGCUGAAAUUGAUUCAUAUUGAUGACGUUUUUCUUGGUGUAAUGGCAAAGAAUCUUGACAUUGCAGUGUCGGACCACAGUCCUCGUUUCGACAUCGCAUACACCACUAUGCUGACGGAGUGCAAAGAUCUUCAAUUUUGCGUCAUCGGCGGCGUUCCUACCAAGGAUAUGUUCUAUCUGCAUCAAAACGUGCACCAUCUUAGAUCUAUUUGUGCUACGGACGGGCCAAAAUUGCAAGUGUGACUUCUUUGAACCUUACACCUUAACAUCAGUAGGCAUAUUCUCCAUACUGCUCUCCAAGAAUUUCCUAUAAGGUGCUGACAAGGAGAAUUUGUUUAACAAUCAAGAGCUUCUUUAUUUUAGUGACCUUUUCCUUUAUUCUCGUGAUUUUAUCGUUAAAUACACAACAAAGCAUCUCAGGCGAACCUUAUUUGUCGAUGGCGAAUGCUUUUUUAGGUAGGAG